CAAAGUAAAGAAAGAAAAGCACGGCUUACCGUAGGCCCCGCCAUACUGCAUCACCCCUUCAUUUGGAUUUUGCGGGUUCGCGAACCCGGUGGAAGCCAUGGCGCGAAAGCAGUGAUAAUAUCUAAAAUAUCUCUAUCGAUAGAUGCCAGACAAGGACAGGCAGAAUGGCGCAAUCUGAGUGACGGCGACCAGUCGCAGUGUCGAGAUGGAGACGCUCUGAGAUGGAGAUACACCGACGCAGGGGAUCAGAUCAUGGAAGCUCUGUCAGGGUUCAAACACAUGAUCCCGUUAGCACUCGCUGCUCAGCGAAUUCAGGACCAGAACAGCAUUCAAUGCUCACCACGAGGAAGGUCCGCUAUCCAGAUAAGAGCGAUCGCGGAGAGGCCAGGGCAGGCAAUCGACGACAGGACACCGACAACCCGGGAAUUG
Molecule: messenger RNA, 429 nt
Organism: Rasamsonia emersonii CBS 393.64
Lineage: Eukaryota; Fungi; Ascomycota; Eurotiomycetes; Eurotiales; Trichocomaceae
Exons: 1
Source: RefSeq, a predicted model, not a curated record